ACUAUGCACGCUGCAGCGGAGCUACAUUAGAGGCGGAAGAGGACAGAAUCCCCCAGGAACCGCGGAGCGAGACCUCCACGCGUGUGCUGUUGCCAGGAAGCUCGCUCGUGUGCGGAGCCAAACUUUAAAGAGCCAUUUGUCUCCCCUCUGUUUGAAGACUGCAUUCCACUGAAUGGCGGCGACUGACGCGGAUAUGGCGACGGCGCCUUCUAGCCCCUGUAUCGUGAUCAGUGACGAUGAGCAAGGGUACGACCUGGACCUUUUCUGCAUCCCAAAGCACUAUGCCACUGACCUGGACCGAGUCUACAUCCCACACGGACUCAUCAUGGACAGGACAGAGAGACUGGCCAGAGAGAUCAUGAAGGAAAUGGGGGGGCACCACAUUGUGGCCCUCUGUGUGCUCAAAGGAGGCUACAAGUUCUUUGCAGACCUCCUUGACUACAUCAAGGCUCUGAACAGGAACAGUGACCGCUCCAUCCCAAUGACGGUGGACUUCAUCCGCCUCAAGAGCUACUGUAACGAUCAGUCGACCGGAGAAAUUAAAGUGAUCGGUGGAGAUGACCUAUGUACAUUGACGGGGAAGAACGUCUUGAUUGUGGAGGAUAUUAUCGACACGGGGAAGACAAUGCAGACGUUGUUGGAACUCCUCAAACAGUUCAAUCCCAAAAUGGUCAAAGUAGCAAGUCUGUUGGUGAAGAGAACACCAAGAAGCGUUGGCUACCGACCCGACUAUGUUGGAUUCGAGGUGCCAGACAAAUUUGUGGUGGGGUAUGCGCUGGAUUACAACGAGUACUUCAGAGAUCUGAACCAUAUCUGCGUCAUAAGUGAGUCGGGGAUGGAGAAGUACAAGGCAUAAAGAGCACUUUAUAAUCAUUUGAUCACUUUCGUCAAAAAUAAUUUGCUUGCUCAGGGUCCCAGAGGACAGACUGCUGAAGUGAUCUUUCUGUUUUAGCAAACCGACACAGUAGCUUCAACCCCUUGACAAAUUUAAUUAGCUUGAAUGGAAUCACAUCUGGCUGAAUCGCAUGGAGCUGAGCUUCACCUGAAAUUAGAGCAGUUCUUCUACGCCGCUGCCCCUCCUCCAAAAAACUUUAUUUUUAAGCAAUGAUCUAAUUUAUUCCUUCGCCACGCUGCUAGCUUUAAGGGCAAUUUCACAAUUGUUGUGCCACAUUGAUUUGACAAAUCAAUUGACAACUUUUGGAAUUUAA
This is a messenger RNA of Pungitius pungitius (ninespine stickleback), 1208 nucleotides long. It is a transcript of the gene hprt1, whose product is annotated as hypoxanthine phosphoribosyltransferase 1. Gene Ontology annotation, cellular component: cytosol. Gene Ontology annotation, biological process: IMP salvage; guanine salvage; purine ribonucleoside salvage. Lineage: Eukaryota; Metazoa; Chordata; Actinopteri; Perciformes; Gasterosteidae. Bases 173 to 856 code for a protein of 227 amino acids. Gene Ontology annotation, molecular function: magnesium ion binding; hypoxanthine phosphoribosyltransferase activity. The transcript has 9 exons. The record is from RefSeq and is a predicted model, not a curated record.